AUCACAGUACCAGUUGUUAAUCUUCAACCAAUGAAGAACAGUAAUGGAGUUUUCUAGAGAGAGAAUUACAAGUACCUAUCCUCUAGGUAUCGUUUAGUACAUGGGACAGGACGGAACGCAGUGGGACGAGACGUUCGGUUUCAUGUUUGGUGCGCAUAAAAACCGUGGAACGCAUUGUCCCACGGGACAAAAUUUGGCUGAUUUUUCGUUUCACCUCCUUCCCUUGGAACGAAUCGUUCCACGCCUGUGGAACACAAAAUUUUAACAUUUUAAGACAAAAAUGCCCCUUAUCUUUUUCAAUAUUUACAUCAUACAAAUCGCAGAAUAAAACCCUAUCAUCUUCUUUCCCUUUUCUCUGCCGCUUGCAUUUCCCAGGUAUCUCACAACCUUCCUCCUCGUCCUCUCCCGUAGGCUCUCUUUUCUCUUCCCCACGGAGUGGAACUCAAAGCUCUGCAUCUCCAGUUUUUCCUGUGGAAGAGUGAGGGCAUUUACUAUUGAUUUGGAAUUGAAGACGUAAACUUCAAACCUUUCCAUGGUGUUGAAUUUCAAACCUCUAGCAUCUGCCCGAAGAAUUUCAUUAUCUUCGACCAGAUUGAUCAUCGAAGUCAGAUUGUGUUCAAUCCUGAAAUUGCCCAGAAAAUUACUGGUCCUGCCUUUAACCUUUGUGCAGCUUACAUCCAAGACAAUCUGGGAUUGAUAGCUUGUUGAAAGUUUUCUGGUUUUUAAUUAAUUGGGGCUUUCUAGUGCUCAUUGUAAGGCAUAUGAUGAUGCAUGGGCAAGUUAGUCAUUUAAUUUUUUUUUUCCGUUCCGUCCAGCGUGUACCAAACGCAGAACGGAACAAUUGUCCCGUUUCGUCCUGCGCAUACCAAACAUAACAAGGAACCUUCAUUCUGUCACGUCCUGUCCCGUCUCGUCCCGUCUACGUACCAAACGGUACCCUAAGGCUAGUGAAUUGGAACCACAAGGGAUACUUAGGUUAUUCAAAGCCAGUUACAAUCCCCUCACCUGCGCAAAUGCUUCCAUAACUACAUUGCUUUGUCAAAGAACUCGGACAUGGAUUCCACCAGUGAACAACAACGAACCAGUGUCUACCACGUGGUGGCAGUGCCUCACCCAAGCCGAAGCCAUAUUUACUCACUGAUGAACUUCUGCAAGUUGCUUGCUUCACAAGAGAAAGACAUUCUCGUCACCUUCGUCCUCACACAAGAGUGGCUUGGCCUCAUCGGCUCCGACUCCAAACCCGACAGCAUUCGGUUCACUGCCAUUCCCAACGUAAUCCCAUCGGAGCAUGUCCGUGUUGCCGACAUGGAUGCCUUCUUGGACGCCGUCAGGACCAAAAUGGAAAAGCCGUUCGAGCUCCUCCUAGAUCAGCUGGAGCAGCCGCCUAGUUUGAUAGUAGCUGACACUAUACUGCAUUGGGCAGUUGCUGUCGGAAACCGAAGGAAUAUCCCAGCGGCGUCGUUUUGGCCAAUGUCCGCCUCCUCCUGGUUUUCACUGUAUCAGCAUUUUCACCUUUUCUCGCAGAAUGAGCACUUCCCAGCUAACCUGUUAGCAGAGAAAGGAAACGAACGUGUGGACUACAUUCCAGGAGUUUCUUCGACACGACUAGCGGACCUGCUUGCUUAUGAAAGCAACCAAAAGAAUGUAGACUUUUUUUUAAACCUCUUAUCUUGGGUACCUAAAGCACAAUACCUGUUAUUCGCUGCCACCUUCUAUGAACUUGAAACCCUAACCAUCGACGUUUUACGAUCAGAAUUAUCACUACCCAUUUACACUAUGGGCCCAUCAAUACCCUACUCCAAGAAAAAUGACCUCCCUAACCCAGCUACUAGUGAUGAUAGCUACUUCCAAUGGCUAGACUCCCAACCUUGUAGCUCAGUUUUGUACAUCGGCAUGGGAAGUUUCCUUUCAUUUUCUAGCGCCCAAAUUGAUGAGAUCGCUGCUAGUUUGCGCAACAGCGGCGUUCGGUUCAUUUGGGCGGCUCGCGGAGAAUCCGAAAGGUUAAAAGAGGCGUGUGGGGACAUGGGGUUGGUAGUGCCUUGGUGUGACCAAUUGAGGGUUUUGCGUCAUUCUAGUAUUGGGGGGUUUUUGAGUCACUGUGGUUGGAACUCGGUUAUGGAAGGUGUUUCUGCUGGUGUUAUUUUUCUUACCUUACCUAUAGGUUACGAUCAAGGAAUGAAUAGUAAACAGAUUGUGGAGGAUUGGAAGGUUGGGUGGAGGGUGAGGAAGAUUGAGGACAAAAUUGACCAUUUGGUGACAAAAGAGGAGAUUGCAGGCUUAAUGAAGAAGUUUAUGGAUUUAGAGGAUGAUGAAGGGAAGGAAAUGAGGAGGAGAGCUAGAGAACUUAAGCAGUUAUGUCAUGAUGCCAUUGCAGAAGGUGGAUCAUCUCAUGCCAACAUCAAGGCCUUCAUUGGAGACAUUUCUCAUAGGGCGUGAGGGUUGAGCAUUUCUUGUUUGUUGUUUGCCUUUAUUUCGUUGUUUCGUUCUCUUUUUUCUAUCAAAUAAAACUCAACAUUUUUGUUGA
Pyrus x bretschneideri (Chinese white pear) is the source of this 2524-nucleotide messenger RNA. Its product is annotated as UDP-glycosyltransferase 87A1. Gene Ontology annotation, molecular function: UDP-glycosyltransferase activity. The record is from RefSeq and is a predicted model, not a curated record. Bases 1054 to 2436 code for a protein of 460 amino acids. NCBI's taxonomy places the organism in Eukaryota, Viridiplantae, Streptophyta, Magnoliopsida, Rosales, Rosaceae. The transcript is spliced from 3 exons.